UAGAUAGAUAGAUAGGGAAAUUUACUAAGACACAUGGUUUUGUUCACACAUUCAUAAGAACAGACAUGACUUUUAAAAAAAUAAAUAAAUAAAUAAAAAAAACUUUGGCCACUAGAUGGCAGUAAUGGUGCACAAAGUCUGAAUUUUGGCCGGCCUAGGAGGCAUAAUUAAUAUUCUUUUGUCGGAUUUUAAUAGCUUUUAAAUCCUACUAAAUACAGCUACUCUCUAAGCUCAAACCACAGUUUUCUAACAAAUCGGAAACAGAGCAAAUGCAGGUAUUACUGUGGGAGAACAACCACGCCCCUUUUGAAGCAACAUUCAUCUCUGAGCUGUACAGGUUCAGAAAUCGGAUUAAAAUCGGAUUAAAGGUCUGACCACAUUUCUCUGGACAGCUGUACUCAAUCAACAUGUAUUUUAUUCAUCUUCUUUCAUUUUUGUACAUUUUGCAUAUGUAAAUAAUUGCCCUCACUUUCCCCUAAUUUAUUGUACUUUUUUUCUUUUACUAGUGCCUUAAAAUUUCAAAAAUUGAAACAGAUAGACAGAAGGGAAUCUUUCUGUUAAGCAUUUUUUUAAAUCUAUUUAGAUUUUUUUUUUUUGACUGAUUAAAAGCAAACCCGGAGCUCACUUACACUAUAUUGCCAAAAGUUUUGGGACACCCCUCCAAAUCAAUUCAGGUGGUGUUUUUCAGGGGUUCGACUCGGCCCCUUAGUUCCAGUGAAAGGAACUCUUAAUGCUUCAGCAUACCUUGACAUUUUGGACAAUUUCAUGCUCUAAAUUUUGUGGGAACAGUUUGGGGAUGACCCUUUCCUGUCCCAACAUGAAGGUCCAUAAAGACAUGAAUGAGCAGAGCUCUUUUCUUUCUUUCUUUCUUUCUUUCUUUCUUUCUUUCUUUCUCAAACCUAUAACUUUACAGCAACAUUCUGAAUAUCAGCUGCCAGAGCUUGAGAGGAAUGGAAAAAGAUUUCCAAUCCUAUUGGUGUCCAGCCUGUAGCUUUACUAUAUUCAUGAAGACAUUAGGCUGUAGUCACUGCUGAGGUUGCUUCACUCAUAAAGAAUACAUGAAUACUGCAUACAUGCAUAUAUAACACAUUUGGCAGUUAUACUGCUAUUGCACAGCAAAGUGUGAUAACCUUUCUGAUUAUUAAUAGUGUUGACAACUACAUCAUUUCCUGUUAUCAUAGAGUUAAGACUAAGACCACAAGCAGUGGAUGAUGUCUGUGUGAACAUGCAGCAGCUGCAUCCAAAGACCAAAACAUGCACAGCUUCAUCUGAUUGCAAGGUCAUCAUAUUUGAUCUUGGUCUUCUACUGCUUGGAGCUUCAGCGUCACUCUGUGCUGUAGGGAUCUUGUGUGCAAGGAUACCUGACCACACCACCAGGCACACGCGUCAUCAUCUUGCAUGGGCCAGGGAGCAUUUACGCUGAACAAGGACCAAUGGGCCUCAGUGCUGUUCUCUGAUGAAUGUCGAUUCACGCUGAGCAGAAAUGAUGGCCGUCAACGAUGUUGGAGACGUCAAGGAGAGCGCUAUGCAUCAGCCACUGUUGUGGUGGUGUUACAGUCUGGGCAGGCCUAAUUUCAUCUUCAUGGACGACAAUGCUCCAGCUCAUCGAGGUCGCAUCAUUAGGGAACGGCUGCUGGAGGCUGGGGUACCUCAAAUGGAGUGGCCUGCACUUUCUCCAGACCUCGUAACCCUGCACCCCAGAACCUCAAUAACCUGAGGCCCGCCCUUCAAGAAGAGUGGAAUGCCAUGCCUCAGCAGAUGAUGAGUUGACUCCUGAACAUCAUGAGACGUCGUUGUCAAGCUUUUGAUUCAAUAAAUAGUUUGAGAUGAGGAAAUCACCAUUGCAUGCUUCUCCUUAAAAGCCCUACUUUCAUGAUAUAAUAUCACUGUAGCUUGAACUUUUCAUUCUAGAAUAAAAAAAUACAUACUUUACAUAAUUUAUUACAAAUGCAGUUUUUUAUUGCUCUGUAAAUGAAUUUAACCCUGACUAUUCUUCUUCAACAGAUCACAAUAAAGUGGCCUCAUAUGAGAUAUUAAGUGAGCAGAAUGCUAAUGUCACUGCAACACUGAGGACCAGAGAACACAAAGCCAAGGGUUAAGUGGUUUUAAGAGCUUCCUGUUUCUUUUAAUAGUUUGUGGUGGCUGUUCUGUACAUGUGGAUGAAAAAACACCAUUUUUGGAGUUUUGUGCUUCUUAUUUUUUGUAACUAUCACUCUAUAUUUUCUGGUUUAUUAUCAUCAUCUACAAACCAUUUUGCAUAAAAAAUUGUAUUAUAGUCAUAGAUAUCGAAAAACUGUAUGAAGAACUGAAGGUGGAGCAUCAGCAAGUUCAGGAAGAAGUAAACAACAUACAUGAUUUCUUCUUGCUAGAGUGAACUGAGGGUGUGACUUAACCUGAAUUCACACUAACAAGCAGAAGUCACUCAUUUCAUGUGUUGUGAAGCGAUAGAGAGGUUUGGAAAUGCAAGCCAUCUAUGAAGAGGUGAGUUUUGAACUGGACAAAAUGGACAGUAGGGAAAACUAUCAUUCUCCAACAGAAACAGAGGAUGAUGUUUAUGUGAAUACGGAAGACUGCAGCCAAAAGCUGAAAAUAUCCACAGGACCACAAGCAGUGGAUGAUGUCUAUGUGAACAGACAGCAGCUGCAUCCAAAGACCAAAACAUGCACAGCCUCAUCUGAUUGCAAAGUGGUCAUAUUUGUUCUUGGUCUUCUACUGCUUGGAGCUUUAGCAUCACUCUGUGCUGUAGGGAUCUUGUAUCACAGUAAAGUUGUUUCUACUGAGAUAUUAAGGGAGAGACAUGACAAUGCUACAUCCGAACUGAUGGUGCUAAAAGACAAUGCCACUGAGACAGAAAGAUUGUAUGAAGAACUGAAGGUGAAGCAUCAUGAGUUUGUCUCUACAUACAGUAAGACAGAACAACUGAAAGAAAUGCUGAAGGCGAAAUAUCAGCAAGUUCAUGAAUGUCUCUCUGCGUGCAGUGCAAAACAAACCUGUACACUUUGUGAGGAAGGAUGGAAGACUCUUGGUUUAAAGUGUUACUACUUCUCCACUGAUAAACUGGACUGGACACAGAGUAAAGAUUACUGUGUGGAGAAAGGAGGCCACCUGGUCAUUAUAACCAGCCAAACUGAACAGGAUUUUGUAGUUUCACAAAUCAGAGAAACACACUGGAUUGGCUUGAAUGACUUGGAGACUGAGGGGCAGUGGAUGUGGGUGAACAACCAGCCCGUAACGGAGAUGGGUGUAACGUUCUGGUAUAGAUCUCCACAGGGAAUAAGUGAGCCUGAUAACUGGAGAGUGGAAGACCCUACUGGAGAGAACUGCGCUGCUCUGGGUCAUGAAGUGGGUAUCACAGAUAAAUGGUUUGAUGCUUCAUGUCGUAAGCUGAAACAAUUCAUCUGUGAAAUAUAAAAUACCUCUCUUGUACUUGGAUUUGUGUAAAGAUCAGAUUUACCUUUAAAUGGAUGGUAACUACUUUUUAGACUAGAGCGAAUCUUUUACAUAAUCUGUAAUAUGUCACAUUUUAAAAGGUCUUGGAUUUCAGACCUGUAGGUUCAAAUGCUUAAUGGUUUUUAAAGGGAUUAUCUAAACUUGUGUAAACCUCUAGACCAGAAGAACUAGAUUAGAGGAUGGUAUGAGAUCAUUUCCAUUUCCUUGUAUAAAUGUCAGCAUUUGACAACAGAUUGACUAUCAUGAAAAUCUUCAUUAGAACU
Molecule: messenger RNA, 3713 nt
Organism: Hemibagrus wyckioides
Lineage: Eukaryota; Metazoa; Chordata; Actinopteri; Siluriformes; Bagridae
Product: C-type lectin domain family 6 member A-like
Exons: 12
Coding region: 2461-3411 (316 amino acids)
Molecular function (GO): signaling receptor activity
Source: RefSeq, a predicted model, not a curated record